GGGCCGCUCUCCUUACAGAGGUCGCUCUUGCCCGAACGGUCGGACUCCCUCUGUUGCGCCUGCGUAGUCGGGAGGGGAAGUGAGGCGGUUUCCUCGGCGCCUUUUCCGGCGGCGGCAGCGGCAGAACUGGGAGGAGGCUGUGGAGGCCGGAGGGAGCCCGCGCGCGGGGCGGCGGCUGGAGGCAGCGCACCGAGUUCCCGCGAGGAUCCAUGACCUGACCGGGCGCCGGAGCCACGCUGCCUCUCGGGUGGCCUGGGUCGGUGGUGAGCGCGGUGCUCGCGGACCGGGGACCGGGCCGAAGGGCCGCAGUCUCCCGCGGCGGAGCCAGGAGAAGGCGGAGGAGCGGGAACCGCGGCGGCGCUCGCGCGGCGCCUGCGGGGGGAAGGGCAGUUCCGGGCCGGGCCGCGCCUCAGCAGGGCGGCGGCUCUCCCGGCGCAGACUCAGCGCCCCGGCGGCCGCGGCGCCUGGAGGAAUCAAGUUGUGUGGUGGGUGAUGCCCGAGUGAGCGGCGGGCCCGGGCCUCUGCCCAGAGGAGGCGACUCCCACGCAGGCCGCACGGGCGCCCUCGCGACUGGGAGGCUCCGUUUCUGUUUCGCGGCGGCGGCGGCGUUGUUGGCGGAGGGGACCCGGGACACCUGAAUGCCCCCGGCCCCGGCUCUUCCGACGCGAUGGGGAAGGUGCUAUCUAAGAUCUUCGGGAACAAGGAAAUGCGGAUCCUCAUGUUGGGCCUGGACGCGGCCGGCAAGACAACCAUCCUGUACAAGUUGAAGCUGGGCCAGUCGGUGACCACCAUCCCCACUGUGGGUUUCAACGUGGAGACGGUGACUUACAAAAACGUCAAGUUCAACGUAUGGGAUGUGGGCGGCCAGGACAAGAUCCGGCCGCUCUGGCGGCAUUACUACACCGGGACCCAGGGUCUGAUCUUCGUAGUGGACUGCGCCGACCGCGACCGCAUCGACGAGGCCCGCCAGGAGCUGCACCGCAUUAUCAAUGACCGGGAGAUGAGGGACGCCAUAAUCCUCAUCUUCGCCAACAAGCAGGACCUCCCCGAUGCCAUGAAACCCCACGAGAUCCAGGAGAAACUGGGCCUGACCCGGAUUCGGGACAGGAACUGGUAUGUGCAGCCCUCCUGUGCCACCUCGGGGGACGGACUCUAUGAGGGGCUCACAUGGUUAACCUCUAACUACAAAUCCUAAUGAGCAUUCUCCACCCAUCCCCCGGAAAGAAAAAUCAAAAAACCCAUUCAUAGGAUUAUCGCCACCAUCACCUCUUUGAAUUGCCACUUUCUCUUCUUUUGAAUUUGAACUCUGGAGUUACAGUUCUGCGGUUUGGGGGAGGGGGUUAGGGAUUUUCUUUCUUUUCUUUUUUUGCUUUGCGUUAGGAUGCUCUGAUCUGACUUUUUGACAUGAACACAAAGUGCUAGAUGCUCUUGUUGACUUCCAGCAAAUGGGAUGGGGGAAAUAUAGCAGUUCUUGGUAAAUUCCUUUAUAAUAAUGGUUUGAUUUUUUUAUCUCGAGAGAAUCUUCUUUUCCAAUGUAUGCUUUUUUCCUUUUUGCCCAGUUUCCUUAUCACUUGCUGUAGAUGGCUUAUUUUGCAUUCAUGCAGACUAUGUUGCAAGUCUGUUUCAUCUAGUAAACUGAAAAUUAUUGCUUAAUCAAA
Molecule: messenger RNA, 1658 nt
Organism: Bubalus bubalis (water buffalo)
Lineage: Eukaryota; Metazoa; Chordata; Mammalia; Artiodactyla; Bovidae
Gene: ARF6
Product: ADP ribosylation factor 6
Exons: 2
Coding region: 668-1195 (175 amino acids)
Biological process (GO): intracellular protein transport; vesicle-mediated transport
Cellular component (GO): cytoplasm
Molecular function (GO): GTPase activity; GTP binding
Source: RefSeq, a predicted model, not a curated record